AAGUUUGGAUAAUGUUUUUUUUUGCAAACUCAAGGAUUUUACCACCUCCUUCUUAACUGAGAUAAAUGCAAAAUAAAAUCUCCGUGUUCCUUAUAAGUUAACCGGAUUGAAAGCAAAGAACCGGUCCUUAAGUCAGUAUACACCAUACAUAUGUAUGUAUGUAUGUACGUAUGUAUCUUUUCUCCAAUUUUCUUUCCAAGAUGUUCUUGAAAAUGGCCAAUUACGGUGUUGGAUUCCCACUUAUUGGCCGGCUGUCCGUCCACGUAUAUAUGUAACUAUGUAUGCGUGUAUAUAUGUACCUCUUAAUAUGGAUGUAUAAGUUUUCCUGUGUGUGUUGUCCAAUGUGAAUACAAAUUGCGGCGAGGAUCAAAUGUCAAGCUGAAACCCAACCGCAAAGCUACAGAUCUGAUAAAUAACCCCGGUCUGCUUCACUUGCAUUUUCGCAGUCUGGAGAAGAGGAAACUAAGCGCAAAACGUGCAAAGAAUAUAUGUAUGUACGUAGGUAUAUACGUAAUAAUGUAUGUGAACAUACAUAUAUACAUAUGUACAUACUGACAACGGAUACAGUCUUCGGUUCCAGGCUCACGAUCGUUCCAGCUGGAGCUUUUGUUCCCACACACCCUCCUAUAUGUAUAUGUAUGUAUGUUUGUACAUGUAUGUACAUAUGUAUGUGUGUAGUGGUAGUAACUCCACUGCCGUGGCGUGAAUUUCGUACGUUCACUCCAGCUCCAGCUCCAUUUCCAUUCCCAAGCAGCCCAGCCAGCCGACCGUAGUAAAAUCCAGUUUUGAUAAAAAUAAACAAAGUACGCUACACCGCGCUCUAUACACUACACUAUGAAUUUUUAGCCGUUGGGGCAGAGUCACCUGGGAAAAGGAUCUCUUUUGUGGGCAGACGAGGAGCGUUUCAACAAGAUCUGUGAAAUGAUUUUUUUCAGACAGCAACAUGUCCGCUCAAGUCGAUGGAUGCGUGGAAUGCUAUUGCUAUUACCUCUUUUUGGUGCAGAGCAUAUUGGAUUCGUUACGGCGGGCCCACAACGGCAAAGUUAACAACCGUAAAAAGCGCAAAUACGACACAGCGAGUUGCGGCCAGCGGAAGCUUAACAUCCGGAUAAUAUUGCCUGGCAGUUCAGUUGUUGUUCUGCUGCCUCGCCUGCUUCUGCUUCUUCUUCUUCUUCUCCUGCUUCUUCUUCUUCGACUUCAGUUCGUGGCAAAGCCUGUUGCUCAAGCCUCUCUCCUUUCCGUCUUCUCCGCCUUCGCCUUCGCCACUGCCACUGCCUCCGUCUCCGCCUCCGUCCGCUCUUUUCACGAUUCUCUCUCGGCACCGCCAAAAGGCACGUAAACUGGUUGUUGCUGGUUGGGCCGUACACUUCGUGGUGCCCGUAUUUUUCGUAUUUUCAGUGCUGCCUGAGCGCUUGAGCUGCGCGAGUCGCUUGCCGGGAAAAUCGGAAUCGGAACUGGUAUUGGAAUUGGCUAUCGGGAAUUGGCCACUCGGAUCUGGACAUGGAGCUGGCCUACAAUGCGUCAUCGUCGGCGGCCUCAGUUGCCUCUGCCUCCGCCUCCGCUUCCUUCGCCUUUACCAAUACCGCUAAACUGCCCAUUGAAACAGUGAAGCGCCUGAUCGCUGCCGUCUCACGACGACCAAUGUUGUGGCUGCGCAACAAUGCCAAUGGACAGAAACGCAGCGACAUCACGCCUGUUUGGUUCGAGGUGGGUCAGGAUGUGAAUCUGCCUGCCGACAUCUGCCGCAUCAAGUGGGGCCACCUGAGGGACAACUUUCGAAAGGUGUACAUCCGCAAUAACUUGUCCAAUGAGACGCCCUCGUCAUGGCGUUUCUACAACGACAUGAGGUUCAUGGAGCCAGCCGUUCAUGAGAACAUCAUGCGGCAGACGCGAAGCAGUAGCAAAAAGCAUCCACCCGGACACUGGUCUGAAAAUAAUAAUGUACUGGGACCAGACAAGUACGACUCAAUGCCAAUUGUGGCAACGGAACCCAUUUGCGAGCUCAGCCAUAGCUAUGACUCGGAGCUGCAUCAGCCCAGCUUUUCGGACAUCAGCUCGUUUUUCGAGGACCGCGAUUGCCAGCCUCCGGACACCAAAAGGUUUAAGUUGGAGCCCAACCAGAGGGAUGAGGAGGACGAGGAGGAGGAUGAUGAUGACUUCGAUGAAGAUGCCGCUUCGGAGAACUUGGAGGAGGAACGCGGCAAUCCAGGGGAAGCUGCAAGUUCCGGGGUAUUCACCAUAGAAGUACUGGAUGACGAUGAGGAAAUGGAGCAGGCGGUGACCAAGGCCAAGAAUAACAAUAGCAGUCACAGUAACAGUCUGAAGAGCGAGCCGGAGGCUAAGGUGUUCUCCAACUCGCAGUCCCCCUCCUCCGAUCUUCCCUUCAAGUACAUCAGCACGGAUGCUGCUACCAAUACGGAUCCUACGGGUGGCGAUCUGCAGGACGAAGCUGAUCGCAUGUUCCUACUCAGUCUAAUGCCUUUCCUGCAAAGAUUGGAUAACCGUCGACGGCUGCGCGUGCGCCAGAAGCUGCAGAAUGUGCUAAUUGAAGAACUGGAGUUCGGCUGAAAAUUCAAAUUUCCGGGGGGAAUGUGGGAAAACGUACUUUAUAAGCCUAGCUUACAGUAUUAUAAGAACGCGACUGACUAACUCUGUGGAUCUGCCUACAUACGUAGCAUGUAAUCAGUAUUCCGGCCUGCCUUCCUUCAUACAAACACACUUCCAUACAUACCAUAUUACAUUACAACACUUACAUUUGUACGUUUUAAAUAGACGACCACGCCAGCAUAAUUACUUGUUUCUUCUUCAGGAUAACCGCUUACUUUUACCUGAAUGUCUGUUCCGGCGCACCUGCUUCUUUUACCUGCACUCACCCGUCGGCCGUUUUGAGUUUCCAAUUAUCCACGGCCACGGCUGUUGCAAUCGCAUUUUCCAAGCCACGGGUGGCCCGUAAUUUCUGUCAGUGCAAAACAAGUUUCUUAAGGGUGGUGUAUGCGGCAACAACAACGGAGAGUAGUUCGCACGACAACAACAAAAACAACUACACGCGCCGUUAGUAUUAAGCGCUCUUGCUCAUGGAUCUCUCGGUCGCUCAGUGUGCUACGCACCGCAUGAAAUAGACAGAGUAAAUUAGGCGGCAGUAAAACACCCUAUACGUAAAGUAGUUUUUAUGUAUCUCAGUAUAAAUCGAAUUGUGCCAUUUAUAUUUUAUUCAAUAAAUUACUAUGUACAUGCA
Drosophila eugracilis is the source of this 3235-nucleotide messenger RNA. It is a transcript of the gene Coop, whose product is annotated as serine/threonine-protein kinase rio2. The transcript has 2 exons. Bases 1501 to 2568 code for a protein of 355 amino acids. Lineage: Eukaryota; Metazoa; Arthropoda; Insecta; Diptera; Drosophilidae. Gene Ontology annotation, molecular function: DNA binding. Gene Ontology annotation, cellular component: nucleus; transcription regulator complex. Gene Ontology annotation, biological process: regulation of transcription by RNA polymerase II. The record is from RefSeq and is a predicted model, not a curated record.